AUGCUUCAUCACCCUUCUUCAGAAUCCAUCUGUCCCCUCACGGUGAGAGCCGCAUCCUCCUUGAAAAGUUUAUCUUCAAAUGACCAUCGUUUGACUAAUAUCAACAACAGUAUCAACAACACACUGAACUCUUCAGCUUCAGAAACUUCUCUUGCUUCAAACACACCCUCCUUCAAUAUCAACAUUGUCUCCGAUGCAUCGGAUUGCUCAAUAUCGUCUCCACAUUCAAAUAGGAGCUCCAUUGUAGAUUAUAGUGGCCCUAUUAACUUGUCAAAUGUCUCCAAUCAAAUCAGUACCGACAAUACCUGGAUGACUUACAUGAACCAAAAUGCAACCCAGCUUAACAACAGUGGUACCAAUACAAAUAGUAAUACUACUAUUGGUAUUAAUACUAAUGGUGCCACUGCAGCUGCCACUACUGUUCCUUCUAUUACUACAGAUGCAGGUCCUUGGAAUGACUCAACUAGUACAAACAUGUCCCAAGAAUCUUUGUCUAAUUUCACCUUCACAAACUGGAACUUUAAUUCAUUACAAACAUCUUCAAAUUUGAAAAAAUCAUUGGAAUUCUCAAUGGAUGAUCCCUUUUUACCUUCAAAUUUAAAACAAUCAUCGCCUCUCUUAAAUGACGGCUUUAAUAGAAACAUUAAUAAUAGUUCCUUUAUUAAUGAAAGUGUCCGCAACAACCAGUUUCUUAAUAAACAACAACAACAACUCCAACAACAGAAACCUCCAACUUCAGUUUCCCCCCUAUCUGCUUCUGCCGCUAAAAAAUCCUUAAAUUGGAAUAAUAUGAACUCCAUAUUGAAUGACUUGACAAAUCAACCAAUGAGCCACCGCCAUUCAGGCUCCUUCUCUCAAAAUUCAACUUGCUCCUCCAUCGGGGACGAGUUGGUCAACCAGCCCUAUUAUCAGGCCCAAUUGACUAACUUGAAAAUGAAGAAUGCCCCCGUGGAGGAAUCAUCUAAUAAAAUCCCCCAAAAUCAACAUUACAACUCAUGCAUCAAUUCGGGGAAGGCAAAUAUUAAUCGACAGCUAUUCAAGACAGAACUCUGCGAAACCUUCCAAAAAACAGGUAAAUGCCCCUACAAUGAGAAAUGCCAAUUUGCUCAUGGUUUACAUGAAUUAAAACUUGUCUCUAAACCGAAAAAAUGGAAAACUAAAAUGUGCAAAAAUUGGAUCGAAAGUGGCUUUUGCAGAUACGGUAAACGUUGCUGUUAUAAGCAUGGCGAAAAUGAUGAUGGCUCAAACGGCUUGAACUGUAUACCAAGUCAUCAGAAUGUACUUUACUAA
Molecule: messenger RNA, 1290 nt
Organism: Pichia kudriavzevii
Lineage: Eukaryota; Fungi; Ascomycota; Pichiomycetes; Pichiales; Pichiaceae
Exons: 1
Coding region: 1-1290 (429 amino acids)
Molecular function (GO): metal ion binding; mRNA binding
Source: RefSeq, a predicted model, not a curated record